Messenger RNA from Peromyscus eremicus (cactus mouse), 613 nucleotides. Its product is annotated as glutathione S-transferase A6-like. NCBI's taxonomy places the organism in Eukaryota, Metazoa, Chordata, Mammalia, Rodentia, Cricetidae. Gene Ontology annotation, molecular function: glutathione transferase activity. Gene Ontology annotation, cellular component: cytosol; extracellular exosome. Bases 252 to 575 code for a protein of 107 amino acids. The transcript is spliced from 5 exons. The record is from RefSeq and is a predicted model, not a curated record. Gene Ontology annotation, biological process: xenobiotic metabolic process; glutathione metabolic process.
UUGUAAAAAGCAACUGUUGGCGAGCUGGAAUACUUUCUUGCUGCAUUCCCCAGCAGGAUGUGGAAGUUCAAGUCAAAUAAGAACGUCAGAAAACAAAUAGUAAUUAUCAAUGAGUGCCACCGUAUUGUGAAUACCACUGUCCAUGAAAGUAACUGGCUUUUAAUAGAAGUGACUGUGAAACCCCAGAACUACCUUGCAUAUGAGCAGAUCUCCCCAGAAACCCCAAUAUCUCCAUCUAUAAAAGAAACAAAAUGACAAUCGUCACGGCAAGCAAGCCCAUCCUUCACUACUUCAGUUCACGGGGCAGAAUGGAGUCUGUGCGCUGGCUCUUGGCUGCAGCUGGAGUAGAGUAUAAAGAGGAAUUUAUACACACCAAUGAGGACUUGGAGAAGUUAAGAAGUGAUGGAGUUUUGAUGUUCCAGCAAGUGCCCAUGGUGGAGGUGGACGGAAUGAAGCUGGUGCAGACCAGGGCCAUUCUCAACUAUUUUUCCAGCAAAUACAACCUCUAUGGGAAGGACAUGAAAGAGAGAGCCCUGUACAGUAUAUUUCUAUUUCAGUAUCAAUGGAUAUCAUGAGAAGGAUCUAAGUCUUUCAUUGAAUGAUCAGAUCUAUG